AUGCUCCCUCAUGAGAAGGAAAUAUUCCAAUCAUAUGACGAUUCAGCAAAAACACCGAAGUAUUGGAUUCCGGCCAGUUGGGCCCUUACCAUGACAUAUCAAGCGUGGAAACAUGGUCAUAUUGAGAGUGCCAAAUACAAAGUUACCCUUCAAGAGCAAAUUAGAAAAUGGCGUACGGAUAUGGAAUGGGUAUUCAAUUAUGACUGGGUACCUCUGCCCCUAAUGUAUCCACAGGUCGUUUGUUUAGCUGUACACCUCUACUUCCUCGUCUGCAUACUUGCGCGUCAGAAAAUCGUCAUCGAACAUGAGAUUGGAAAUGAGAUCGACUUCUACUUCCCAAUAAUGACCGUAUUACAAUUCAUAUUCUAUAUGGGAUGGAUGAAGAUGGGAAUGAUGAUGGUCGAUCAAGGCUAUGAUCGCCCACCAGAGCUUCGACGUGAUCCUUUCUGGGAAGGAACUCACCCUCUUCUACUCUGA
Ostertagia ostertagi is the source of this 477-nucleotide messenger RNA. NCBI's taxonomy places the organism in Eukaryota, Metazoa, Nematoda, Chromadorea, Rhabditida, Trichostrongylidae. The record is from the annotation of a GenBank genome assembly.